AUGAAGAUCCAACCUACUGAAACCGAUUUUCCGGCGAGUAGAGACUCAGCUAAACCACUGCUCAAGUCUCGCCUCAAGCGUCUCUUAGAUCGCCCCUUCACAAACGUCCUACGCAGCUCAAACUCAGUCGCCGUCGUCUCCGAGUUCGAGCCGAGCUCCGUCGUGUUAGCGAAGAUGGUCCAAAACUACAUGGAGGAGAGCAGCAACGAGAAGCAAGGAAGAAACGGACGCAAUCGCUGCAAUUGCUUCAACGGAAACAACAACGACGAUAGCUCCGACGACGAUGAAUUCGAUUGCUCCGUCGAGUCUCUCAACGACGCUUAUGAGAAUUUUAAGAGCUUGAUACCAUGCGCGAGCAUCACCGAGAGGAAUCUGUUGGAUGCUGCAGCGAAGAUUCUGGAGAAGAACAAAUCAGUUAAAAGAAAAGAUGAAUUGAGGAAGAUUGUCGUUGAUGGACUCUCAUCGAUCGGUUAUGAUUCAUCGAUCUGUAAAUCGAAAUGGGAGAAAAAUAAAACUCGCUCUAUACCGGCCGGUGAGUAUGAGUACAUAGACGUGAUUAUAAACGGUGAGAGGCUUUUAAUCGAUGUGGAUUUUCGAUCUGAGUUCGAGAUCGCACGGCAGACGAAUGCUUACAAGGCCUUGCUUCAAUCUCUACCGUUCGUUUUCGUGGGGAAGCCUGACAGGAUCAGUCAGAUCGUUACGAUGGUGUCUGAAGCGGCGAAACAGAGCUUGAAGAAGAAAGGUAUGCAUUUUCCACCGUGGAGGAAAGGUGAGUACAUGCGAGCUAAGUGGAUGUCUUCGUACACACGGAACUCCCCGGAGGCGGUGGUUUCUUCUUCCUCCACCGUCGUGGAUGAAGCGGCGGAGAUGGAUCGUAAGGAGAUUGAGCUGAGUUUCGAGGAGAAAUUUUUGGCGUCGGUGAAUUCUUCUUCGUCGACUGUUGAGUCGGUUGCCGGAGGUGGUGACGUGGCGGAGGCGGUGGAGAGAGAAGCUAAGGUCGUCACGGGGUUAGCUUCACUGUUCAAGGAGAAUCCCUAG
Eruca vesicaria subsp. sativa (arugula) is the source of this 1038-nucleotide messenger RNA. Lineage: Eukaryota; Viridiplantae; Streptophyta; Magnoliopsida; Brassicales; Brassicaceae. The record is from the annotation of a GenBank genome assembly.